GCAAACAAGACUACAGUCCCAAACACCUGAGCUAAUUCCGGGAGAAAGGAGGUGAAACGACGCCGGUACAUGCUGCUCGGUCCUUGCCUGCCCGGUGACAUGGACGUCCGACAUGGGCUGUAGACUCCUGCGGCGGGACUGAAGAGAAUGGGCCCAGUGUCCCGGUGCUUGAGGAGAUGUCUCUGGGUCGGCUCCUGCGGCGUGCCUCCUCCAAGGCCUCCGACCUCCUGACCUUUAACCCCGGGGCAGGGGGCUCAUCGUUACGCGCAGGCCUGGACGGCGAGAUCAUCUUCUCCAAAAAUAAUGUUUGUGUGCACCCUGCGGAGCCCCUGCCAGGCCUGGCUGAGCACCACCCAGGCUACCUGUGUGUGCACGUGGAGAAGGAUGAGAGCCUGGGCACCACUCUGAUUCUGACCUGGGUGCCCAAUUCCCGCAUCCAGAGGCAGGAUGAGGAGGCGUUACGUUACAUCACACCCGAGAGCUCCCCUGUACGCAGGAACGCACGCCGCCGAGGCCGACGACCCCAUUCCCGCCCCCCAGCAGCCCAGGAGGAAGAUGAGGAUGAGGAGAGGAACAUUACCAGCAGCACCUCCACGGAAAGCCACAGCCUGGUGGUAGAGGUUGGAGCGGAUGCCUCCUCUCACCAGCAGCAGCUGCCGUCGGCCGGGGAGGAAGGGGAUGAGGGCUCCUGUGAGCUGUCGGACGAAGUGAGCAGGGACAGCACCAUGGGCUCUGACUCCGACACCUUCUCCUCCCCUUUCUGCUUGUCCCCCGUCAGCGAGGCCCUCUGUGAAAGCAGCGGCUCUGUCUUCCUGGACAAUGAAACCAGAGAGUUGUGUGAGGAGUCCAUGACCCACUCAGCCAGCUCCGCCUCCAGCCUGGACAGCCACGCCCCGUCCGAGAGCAGCGGCCAGUCGCAGGGCAUUCGAUGGGAGGAGCAGCAGAAGGUGCUGGCUCUGGAGCAGUUGUGCGGAGUUUUCAGGGUGGACCUGGGUCACAUGAGGUCGCUGAGACUCUUCUUCAGUGAUGAGGCCUGUACCAGUGGCCAGCUGGUGAUAGCUAGCAGAGAGAGCCAAUAUAAGAUCCUCCACUUCCAUCAUGCUGGCCUGGACAAACUGGCUGAGGUCUUCCAACAGUGGAAGUGCUGCAGGGAAACUCAGCUUAAAGACCAGGUGUCAGAUGAGAAAUCCUGCAUGCAGUUUUCCAUCCAGAGGCCCACCUUACCGUCAGCUGAGACCCACCCAGAGGAGAAGCUUUAUCGGCGGCUGGAUGUCACCACCUGGCUACGUCAUCUCAACCACAGUGGGCAGGUAGAGGAGGAGUAUAAGCUACGCAAGGCCAUCUUCUUCGGUGGUAUUGACCCAUCCAUCCGUGGUGAGGUGUGGCCCUUCCUGCUGCACUACUACAGCUACGACUCCACCUCCCAGGAGAGGGAAGCCUGGAGACUGCAGAAGCGCUCCCACUAUCAUGACAUCCAACAGAGGAGACUGUCCAUGAGCCCAGAGGAACACAGUGAGUUUUGGAGAAAGGUCCAAUUCACAGUGGACAAAGAUGUGGUGAGAACAGACCGUAGCAACCACUUCUUCAGAGGAGAGAAUAACCCCAAUGUGGAAAUCAUGAGACGGAUUCUGCUCAACUAUGCAGUCUUUAAUCCAGACAUGGGCUACUGCCAGGGCAUGUCUGACCUGGUGGCCCCCCUGCUCACUGAGAUCCAGGAUGAAAGCGACACCUUCUGGUGCUUUGUCGGCCUCAUGGAGAACACCAUCUUCAUCAGCUCACCGCGGGAUGAGGACAUGGAGAGGCAGCUGAUGUACCUGCGGGAGUUGCUGCGUCUCAUGCUGCCCCGCUUCCACCAGCACCUGACCAGGCUCGGGGAAGACGGCCUCCAGCUGCUCUUCUGCCACCGCUGGAUCCUGCUCUGCUUCAAACGAGAGUUCCCCGACACCGAGGCUCUGCGCAUGUGGGAGGCCUGCUGGGCACACUACCAGACGGACUAUUUCCACCUGUUCCUGUGUGUGGCCAUCAUUGUUCUCUAUGGGGAGGACGUGACAGAGCAGCAGCUCGCCACUGACCAAAUGUUGCUCCACUUCAGCAACCUCUCCAUGCACAUGAAUGGAGAACUGGUGCUACGCAAGGCCCGCAGCCUUCUCUACCAGUUCCGCCUCCUUCCCAGGAUCCCAUGCAGCCUACACGACCUUUGUAAACUGUGUGGCCCAGGGAUGUGGGACAGCCGCUACAUCCCCACUGUGGAGUGUUCGGGUGAACACCCAGACUCACAGAGCUGCCCCUAUGGAGGCACCUCCACCCCUCAGCCCUCCUCACCCUCCCCGUCAUCAACACCCUCGCCUUCACCAAACCCCACCCCUACACCUCCACCGGAGGGCAAGAAAGGAUCCAAAACCCGUGAUAUUUUCACCUUCCGAAAACAGUCCUGAAGUGGAGGUCAUGGGGCGCUUUUGCUGGUCUUGGGUCAUGUUAGUACAGCAAAGGUUUGGAUCCAUCUGCUGGAUUCCUGAACUAUUUGCUGCCCUCUGACUCCUCUCUCCACAGUCCCUGCUUCUAGUUUCACAGUCUUAAUGAGGAUUUUUGUCACUUGAUCCUUUCAUGUAGGGCAUUGUGGAACACUGCCUUACCAGAAUGUUAUUUGCAACGUUCAGUAUCACAUGAAUCUGCGACGAGGAUGGUUUGCUGUUGGACAGGCUGGAGGUCAAGAACCUGCUUUCCGCUUGGAGCAGAACGGACAAUCACCAGCCACUGUGUUGGUCUGGAGCUACUUCAGGUUCUCGUCUGCUGCUGGCUUGGCAUACUUCCAUGGGCUUUGUGGGCAGGGGUCACAUGGGGGUCUGAGGCAACCAGCCUGAAUUCUCUCUGACUCUGACCACGGGUCAAAUGAAACUGGAGAUUCAUUCAUAGGAACUGAACUAGAACUUUAAAAAAUGUUCCUGUGUUCUCACAAUGGAAUAUGUGUGUGAAUAUCAAAUUAUAUGUGCGUAUCUCAAGUCUGAACAGGACAUUUUUGACAUGAAAUCCAAACCCUUGGCGUUAACAAAAGAAGGUUAACCCAGAAAUAGGAUUCUGACAAAUUACUGGUGCAUUCAAGUUUUGUUUCAUUUCAUUUUCCAAACAAGUGAAUGUUUGCGUUUAUAUCAGCAGUUACAAAAUAUUUAGCAAUGUUAUAUCCUUGCAUGAAAGAUUCUCUUCAUAUAGAGGGCACAAUAUGUUUGUUGGAAAACACAUAAGCCCCAGACAGAGGUAAGAAUGUGUUUACAUAACAAACACUCACAUUGUGAUAGGGCUCCACAUAUUUCCUCAUCGGAUUGCGGUAAGGCAAGUUCUCAUAGUUUCUCUGUGUUAAAACUUGUGUUUCCCGACAAACAGGAGGAAGCUAGGCAUAUGUUUCCUUCUGAUAAAGUCAGACACAGAUGUUCAUCUUACCUGUCGAGCAAUAGGAGCUUCACCAUUUACGCAUGAGCAUCAUAAGAUAUAAAGUGAGUUUCCUGUCUGAGGAUUUGGACGGAUAUGACUGCACUGUCUGCCAAAGGCAGCUUAGAUCAUGUUUUAUCGUGACAGAGAAAUUGAUGGCCUUCUGUUUUACUUGAAGUUUUGUUUUCUGUGUUGAACCAUGUUUAGGCAGGGUUGUAAAAGUCAGCACAGUUUUACGUUUUUUUUUUGUUUUGUUUUCUCCAGCGUCCAUUUCCACUCUCACCUGAAAAUGAAUGACAAAACACUAUCAACACUAAGAAUCAGUCCACAUGAAUGUAUCUGUUUUUUUGCUUCUUCUCACUCUACUACGACAGUGUGAAACUCUUCAAUGUAUGCGUGGGCGUGUGUAGUGUGCGAGUGUGCGUAUAAACUGGAGUGACCUCUGAACAUCUGGUAAUGAGUUGGAGAACAGCCGUAGAAGGCCUCCCCUCUGACCAGUCUCUUUAAUUAUAGCAGUCAUCAUGGGGAGAAGCAGGGAGACGAAGGAAGACAGAAAAAGCUGGCCGUUUGGACUCCAUGGAGGAAAAAAAAAAAACACAAGAGAGAUGGAGAGGAAAGGCAUGA
Messenger RNA from Toxotes jaculatrix (banded archerfish), 4047 nucleotides. It is a transcript of the gene tbc1d16, whose product is annotated as TBC1 domain family, member 16. Lineage: Eukaryota; Metazoa; Chordata; Actinopteri; Toxotidae. Gene Ontology annotation, cellular component: early endosome. The record is from RefSeq and is a predicted model, not a curated record. Gene Ontology annotation, biological process: activation of GTPase activity. The transcript has 13 exons. Gene Ontology annotation, molecular function: GTPase activator activity. The coding region runs from base 177 to 2435 and encodes 752 amino acids.